CGACACAGCCCGCCGGGUGCCUCCCGCCGUCGCUCCCCUGAGGCGGGACCGUGCCCGCGUCCCUGCCGCGGGAUGAAGAGGAUCUUCGGGUUCGGGAGGAAGAGGAAGGGGCACCCGCCGCCCGGCAGCGCCUCCCUGCCCUGCCCCGCCGGUGCCUACGAGCUCCGGCAGAAGGACCUGGGCAAGCUGCACCGUGCGGCCGCCAGCGGCGACCUGGCCCAGGUGCGGCAGGGACUGAAGAAACACGGCAUCGACGGGCGGGACAAGGCGGAGCGGACACCUCUGCAUCUCGCUUGUGCGAAUGGCCAUGUGGAUGUCGUUACGUAUCUUGUAGAAAACAACUGUAAGCUAAAUCUUCUUGACAAUGAUAACAGAUCGCCACUGAUGAAGGCAGUACAGUGCCAGCAAGAAGAAUGUGUGGCUAUUCUGCUAGAGCAUGGUGCUGACCCGAAUCUGGCAGACGCUGACAGCAACACUGCCCUUCACCUGGCUGUCCUGUCUCCUAAUACAACUGUAGCGGGGCUGUUACUUGAGCAUAAUGCCAAUAUUGAUGCCAGAAUAAGGUAAAUUUUUAUAUUUGUUAAGGAAGGAUAUACCCCACUUAUUCUUGCUGUCUCCGAACAUCAUGAAGAGAUAGUAGAGUUUCUCCUUAAAAAAGGAGCUGAUGUGCAUGCUCGAGAUCAGUGUGAAAGAACACCACUUAUGACUGCUGCUUCUGGUGGGGAGCUUAAUUUGAUAAAAGUUCUUCUUCAGUAUGGUGCUGAUGUUUCCCAAAAAGACACUAAUGGAUGGACAGCUGAGGAUUACGCUGUUAUUCAUGGAUAUUCGAGUCUUAGUAAACAACUGGCAGAAUACGCAGACUGGGAAAACACAGGAGAAGCUUCGGCAGGUAGUGCACAAGGCAUCACGGUACUUAGUACUCCUCACCGGGCAGGAGCUGCUGGCUUUACGUUGGGUGCACCUGCUGUGGACAGAGGAGGAAUGCAACAAUCUCCUAACCAGACAUCAAGAACAGGAAAAUCAAGGAAAGCAAUAGAUGACUUUUCCCAAGGAGACUCAAUAAGAAGCUCUGAGAAGGAGGGGAGUGAUGACAGUUGGCACACUUCUGAGGAAGAAGAACUCGAUUUUACCCCCAAGAAGCUGCAGAAGCCAAACUUGACACUAUUAAUGAAUGCUUCCCAGCAGUUCAGGAAAAACAAUGAUGGUGAUGGUUCUAGAAUUGAAAGUCCUAAGUCACCAAAGAAAAGCCUCAAACAAAGAACCCCGUCAGAUGCAAACCUGAACAAAGGUGAAUGUGGAGAAUUUUUGAAUCAAGAUGUCUCAGAUGCAAGCAACCUGGAGGAAGAAGAAUUGGAGGAGGAGGAAGAUGAUGAAAAUGACAAUGGAGAUGAUGAUGAAGAUUAUGAGGAGGAAGAGGAAGAAGGAGAGGAGGACGAAGAUCUUACUCAAGAUGAAAAGGAGGAGGAAGAUCUGGAAGAUGAAGAAACUCAGUCUAAUGACAUACUGGAGGAGGAGCAGGGGGAGAAAACAGAACCUAAAGGGGAAAUUAAUCAGAAAUUGGAGUAUUUUAGUAACACUAAGCAUGAAGGGGAAGCUCGGUGUGGAACUGGAGAUGUCUGUGAUGAUGAUGAUAAAAUAAGUAAAGAACUUGAUGAAAAGGUAGAGUUAUCUGUUGAUACUCCUGUGUCUUUUAUAGCUGGGUGUUAUGAAAGGUUGCAAGAAAAUAUAACUGCCAUGUCUCCAAAGAUAAUGAAUAAUGAAGUAUCUUGCAAGUCACUACCAAAACAAGCUGUCUUUCGAAAUCUAAAUAAUUUGCAAGAUACACAAGAAAGCUGGAACAGGAAAAGCAUGAUUCAGGAGAAGUUUCACAGAAAUGCUGACUCCUGUUUUGCAGACUCUGAAAUGACAGACUGGAAAAAAGAGAUACCUCAGCCUCUUUCAGAUAGUUGUGGUCUUAAGGAGAAAAAGUCAAGCUUCGGUCAUGGCUUUGAAAGUGGUAAUAAUUCUUGGUCAGCAGCAAAAAACCCAAGGCUUGAAAGUCAAAGACCAAACUCUGUCAUUCUUGAACGUGUGGAUGAUGAAGAUACUGAAGAAGAGCAAUAUGAAGAAGUAGAUGAUAAAGUUUGUGAAGCACUGAAACAAGAAAGUGAAAACUUGCGCUUAAAUAGGCAUGAAGAAAAUUUAAGAGCAGCAUUUCACUUAAGCACCAAAGAAGAAUCACCUGAACGGGAAGAAGAGGAGGAGGAGGAGCAGGAGAAGGAAGACACUGGUGAAGAGCUACAAACUGCAGUUGCUGAGGGUGUGAAAAAUUCUAUUUGUAAUGAUAGCCAUCAAGUCCACAAUGCUUCAAAAGACAAUGCUGGUGAGAGAAAUGAGUUAGUAAAUACUGAUCCCAGUGCCCUGCCAGCAGUGGGAGCAGAGGAAGAGGAAGAUGAUGAAUCUCCCUGGGAUUCUGAGACGGAUUCUGAAAGUCCGAGAAAAGUAUCGUCCAGUGUGUUGCUCCCAGCUGCAGACAGACAUGGAGCAUGCUCACAGGUUGCUUCAGGGGAACACGACAAUGGCUUUUUGGAGAAACCCAACAAUUCCCAGCUGAAGACUCCCAAAUCUGUUUUGGAAAUGAAUGAAACCUCUGCUAAAAAAAGGCAGCAGAAAUCAGAUCUAUUGGAGGAAUUUGGUUUAGGAGAUGCAGAGGAUAUUGAAGGUGAGUACUCAGGAUCUACCUUUCAUAUGUCGUCAUCAGCUGAAAAAGAAGACAUCAAGGAUGCCAUUGAAAAUGAUGGGGUGCGGGAUAAAUAUAUUUUAGAAACUACCAACUUGAUAGAAAAAGCAGCACGUGAAAAUCAGACUGACAAAGCAGAAAUUUCACAUCAGGAAGCCGUAGCAGAAAAUAAGGAAUCGCACCGUGCUGACAAGCAGUUAACUCCAAAACCUUGGGAAGAAAGAUAUGAAAGAAUGUGGGUUGAAAAUGAGAAAAGGGAAUUGAAAACAAAUUUUAAAAACAUUACAGCAGAGCUGAAGCAGCUGUUCGGUGAAAUUAAUGAAAAUGGGAAAACUACUUCCCUUGUGGAAGAAAUGUCAGAAGAUGGCUUCAGUGAAGAAUUGAAGAGUUCUCGUGUUGUUUCGUCUCAUGCAACAGAAUCAAGGAAUAAGUUAGAAAGUAAAGGUGAAUUUGGAGAUAUUAAACUUAUGCUAGGUGGAAAAGAACCCAAAAUGGAAAUUGUAAUUCCGAGUCUUGGUGUCCUUCCUGAUCAAAAUAACUUAAAUGCAAACGUGGAAGAUACCUGGAGUACAGAUGAUGAAGAUAGCACAAACAAAAAAGAUAAUACAAAGGUGCCUCUAGCAAAAGGAGAGGAAAAGAAAAUGCCUCCUAUGGAAAUGGAAGAGAAUGAAAAUGGAAGUAGUAGAAAAGUAGAGGAAAGUCCAGAAUACUCUCUGAGACAUAGCUUAAAAACAAGUAUUUUGGAUGAUGUUUCUAAUAUUCUUCCUAAAAUAAGACCUGUUUCUACAAGUGAUGAAAAUGCACUUUUUGUAACAGAAAGGAAACUUGGAAAAGACUCUGGAUUUAAUGAUGAUGUUCCCAGGGACUGCCUUAUCAACAAUAAUAAAAUAGGAGAAACAGAAAUUUACAGUCUUUUUGCAGAUGCUCAGCAAUCGUGUGGCAUGCUGAAAAGGAAUCUUGAUGAAGAACUAAAACAAGAUAUGGAAAGAUUUAAGAGUAAGGUAGGAAUGCUGCAAAUAGUAUUCCUGGCUUUGGAGAAAGAGAAAGUACAGCUGCAAAAAGAGGUUGAGAAGGAAAAAAGCAAACAAAGAUGUUUCAAAACGCAGGAGGUGGCAAAACAGGAAGAUCUUGAUAAAUUGAAUACACCAGCUCGCAACGUUACUAAUCAGCAAAUGAAACAAAAGCUUACUCUAAGGAAGAAUGACUGUUUGAAAAUGGAAGAUGAAAACAAUAUAGAAGAAAAAGACAAAAAGAGUUUUUCAUCUGAGGAGAGAUCAAAAUUGAUUAAAUUGCCGAUGAAAGGUAAAUUUGCCCUGAAUGCCAAAGUUGCAAAGAAAAAUGAAAGACAGACUUCAAAGCAGAAGGCUAAUCAGCAGAUGAGCUCUUCCAGUGGGAAUAAUUUUCAAGUACUGGAUGACAGCACUUUCAGUGAAACAUCUCAAGAUGAAGGAAGACCUGCAGCAAAAACAAGGAGUGAAAAGAACAAGGUCAGUAUCCAAAUGGAUGUAACUGAUGACCUUGACUUAACUCAGUCAUCUGACACAGCUUCGGAGGAUGUUGAAUUACCAACUUCAACCUACAAAGAGGCUAUGUUGCUAUUAGAACAGCUUAGUGUGGAUCAUACAGGUUCUGCUAUUUUGUUGAAAAUUCAAAACAUACUUCUUGAAUAUGAACAGAUAAUAGAACGUGAAAAAAAUCGGUAUACAGCUGUCUGGAGAGAAGUAAGGAAAUUGGAAAGUGAAAAGGAGGAGUCACAAUUAAUAGCGGAAGAGACUCAAGAUUUGAAAACCAUAUUGGCUCACCAAGAAGUGGAAUGGAAAAGUGAUAUCCAAAGCCUUAAAUUUACUUUGAAACAAGAAGAGGAAAAGAGGCUCAGAGUAGAAACACUAUAUGAGAAAACAAGAGAAAAACUAAGAAGGAAAGAAGAUCAAUAUUGUAAAGAGAUGGAGGAGAAACAGCAACUUGAGUUACACUCAAGGAAUUUAGAAAUGGAAUUAAUAACAAUGAGAAAGCUCUUGAAACAGGUUGAAGAAGAGCGUGAUGAAACACAGAGACAGCUCUCUCAGGAAAAGAGUGCCCGAGCCCUGCAAGAAGGAAUUUUGAACAAUCACCUUUGGAGACAGAAGGAACUAGAAGAAGAGACAAGAAGAACUAUAGGAAAAAGUUCAGAGGAAUCCGACACUGAGAGAGAAAAGGAUCUGUUGUACAAAAAUCAGUUACUACAAGAUGAGAUUGCUAUGCUAAGACUAGAACUUGAUCAAGUAAGACUUAGGCACCAGGAGGAAGAAGGAAAAUAUUUAGAGGAAAAUGAGACCUUGAAAGAAAAAAAUGAAGAUCUCAAAAAGGAACUUAAACUGAACGAGGAAGCCUUAACACAAACAGUUUUUCAGUACAAUGGACAGCUGAAUUUAUUAAAGACAGAAUCUGCAGUGCUAACUUCCAAACUUGAGCAGACAAAAGAAAGCAAAGACAGACUAGAGACAGAAAUUGAAUCAUUUCGUUCCCGCCUGAACACUACUGUUCAAGAACUUGAACGUCAUCAGUCAUCAAAAAGUGAUGUCGAACGAACAUUUCAGAGAGAACGUGAUGAAUGGCUUCGCUUGCAAGACAAGCUCCAUCAUGACCUCUCUGAUGUGCGAGAAACCAACAAGAGCUUGUCUCAGCAGCUGAGUAAAACUGAAAGCAAAGCUAAUAGUCUAGAAAAUGAGCUUCACCAGUUCAAACAAACUCUCAGAGAAAAAACAUUGCUUUUAGAAAUGACACAAAAAGAAUUAAGUCAAGCCCAGUGUCAGGCAAAGGAAUGCGAUCAUGCUCGACAACUUGAGAAAGAUCAAGUAAGCAAAUUUAUAAUAAAGCAGGAAUCCAUGCAGGAGCGAUUGGCCCAGCUCCAGAGUGAAAACCUUUUACUCCGUCAGCAACUGGAAGAUAUGCAGAACAAGGGGAUCAUCAAAGAAAAAGUAGUGAAUGAUGUGCAGGACCGGUUUAAUGAUAUUUUCAACAAACUCAGAGCUGAUACUGAAAAGCAAGUUUACCUAGUAGAAGAGAGAAACAAGGAAUUAAAUGCCAAGUGUACUGAUUUAAGAGAACAAGUCUUUAAAUAUGAGACUGACAAAGUAGAAAGAGAGGGCAUGGUCAGACAGCUACAGCAGGAGCUGGCUGAUGCUCUUAAAAAGCAAUCUAUGUCAGAAGCUUCACUUGAAGUUACUACACGCUACCGCAGUGACCUGGAGGAAGACAAGUUGCGCUUGCAGAAGGAAUUGGAAAAGGUUAAAACCAAGUUGCGGGAGUUGGAAGAACAGCAUCGUCAGUCUGAGCAUUGUGUUCGUGACUUGAAGACUGCCUUGGAUGAUAAGGAAAGAGAAGUAAUAGCUUCCUCCCAGAAACUGCAGGACCUCCUGUUGGCAUCUUCUGGGACUAAUACUACUAUAAAACAACUGGAGGAACACGUGCAACGCCUUGAAAUUGAAAAUGCCAGAUUGGAAGCCACAGUCCAGCAACAAAGCAAUAGGAUUGAAGCCCUUCAGAGAGACCUGCAAGCCUCUGCCUCAGUUCAUAACCGCCUGGAAGACUUGAUAACUAGCUUACGGACAACACAGGCAGCUGCAGAGGACCACCACCAUCAGCAGAUGCAAAAGCAGAAUGCGCUAACUCUGACAUCAAAGGACUUGCACAGCAUGUGGGAAGAGCAAUUGAAGUCAAGAUCCCACCUUGAAGAGCGUGUUGCUCAGCUUGACAGGGAAAAGGCUGAACUCUUGGAACAGUGUGAGAGUGAAAGAAAGAAAGUGAAGAAGCUGGUAGAGUUGAAACGCCCAGUUGAACUGCGUCUGGACCAAGAAAUGAAAAGAAACAUCGAACUGCAGAAAGACUGUAAGAGGUUGAAGAGGCUUCUGAGCAGAGCUACAAAGAAACUAAGGGUGUAUGAGGAGAGAGAGAGAGACUCCCAGCUUAAUUUGCAGGGUGAAAUGAAGAACAGGUGUUCUGAAAUGGUCAAUGAAGUUGGUAGAUUAAGAACAAAGGUUGGUGAACUUUCUCAGCAGCUGGAGAUAGAGUCUAAAAAAUGCAUGCAGCUAGAAGCACAAAAUCAGGAUUUGCGAGAAGAGUUGUCCAGCAUGCGUGGGAACCAUGAAAAACUGGAGAAGAGCAAAUGCCAGCUGAAAGAAGAGGUGGCUAAUCUCAAACAUCGUUUGGAGACUAACAUGGUGGAUCACAGCCAAAUAGAACAAUAUAAAAGAGAGAUGGAAGAACGAGCCGGACAAGAAAUAAGACAAAAACUGCAAGAAGUCAACCUAUUUUUGCAGACGCAGGCAGCCUCCCAGGACAGAUUAGAACAAAUCAGAGCCAGUCAUCAUGCUUCACUGAGAAACCAGCUAAAACACAGAAUUAGAGAUCUUGAAUGUGAAUUGGACAGGAUAAAAAAUACCCAACAAGACAGUAUUUUUCAAAAAGAAUCCACGCAGGCAGAAGUGGAAAGGUACAAAGAGCUGUAUCUGGAGGAAGUAAAAAUUAGAAGAUGCCUGGCAAAUAAACUGGAAAGAGCUAAUGAGAAACUAGCCGAAGCCAAUGCUAAGCUCCUUCAGGAGCGCCACAGAAGCAAAUCUUUAAUCGCAAGCAGUAUUGUCAGUGGAGGCCUGGCUGCAAGUCCAGUUCUGUAUUCAACUGAACUGGGACAUCUUGGCAACAAUUUGGCACUGAACAGAAGUCUAAGUCUAGGAGGAAGCUUCCUAAGCCCAACCGGGAACGCAUUAUCAUCAAGAAACAGGGUUGAAGCCUAUGUGGCUAAGGUACGGCGGGAACUGGAUGAAAAAAUCACUAAAGAACUUGAACAGGCCACUGCUGAACUUGAAACUGGGUCUGCUGGAGCUUCUCCCAUGGUAUCUACUGAUGGAUCUUCAAAAAAUGUCCAUGUUGACCAGGAUCCCCUUUGCAGGGCAAUACAGGAGUACCGUGAUGUUUUAACCAAAAAUUAUCUGAUUUGAACAAAAUGCUAGGGAAAGGCUCUGGAAAUCAUUUUGUUUACAUAGUGUAUCUAUGGUUUCCCAUCCCAUGGUUCAGAUGUGAAAAUGUGUUUGUUGCAGUCUGAAUGUAAAUUCAAGUCUAUUAAAUGGAUGUCAAGCACAUUGCACUUACCUGUUGGUUUAUUGAUGCAUAGUUGUUUUAUUUUGCACUCACAAUAAGAACCAUAUCUGUUUUUUCUGACUAGCAGAUUGACUAAUCUUGAUUCUUGAGCUUGACAGAACUGUCAAAAUGUUUCUUACUAAGGUAGAUGCAUUUUGCUCCACUCAUGUUCUGUCUUUUAACAAAAGCAUUCCCUUUGUUCUGUUUAAUCCUUUCACUCUAUGUGUUUUUAAUGUUUCUAGUGUUAUUUUAAUGGUUAGGACAUUAUUUGAUGUGCUUUGAGCCCGCUGUGUCUGUCCUGAUGCAGUGAAUAUUUCUGCUGAUAAAGUGAAAGUUUUACCAGUGUUCAAGCUGGAGACUAGGGCACUUUACAUUGCUGUCACUUUAUGCGCCUUAGGUUUAAAAUUACUAUGAAUGUAUAGUAGUGCCAAGAAACUUGUUAUGUAGUCUUUUUGGAAUGUUUGUUUUGUAUCACAGAACCACAGAAUGGGUGAGGUUGGAAGGGACCUCUGGAGGUCAUCUGGUCCAGCCCCCCUGCUCAAGGAGGACCACCUAGAGCCAGUUGCCCAGGACCAUGUUGGCUUUUGAUUAUCUCCAAGGAUGGAGACUCCGCAGCCUCCAUGGGCAACCUGUGCCAGUGCUCUGUCACCCUCACAGGAAAGAAGCGUUUCUUGAUGUUCAGACGGAACCUUCUGUGUUUCAGUUUGUGCCCAUUGCCUCUCAUGAUAUUCAUGUUGAUUUCUGUAUUAAAAAUUGCUGCAGCUUUAGACAUUCACAGUUCCUACAUCAACACCUGUGGUGCACCUGAAACACUUCAUAUGGGGGAAAAAAAGAAUGUUAAUAUAUCAACUUUCAGUCUCCUCAGUACUUCCCAAAAUUUGUAUGAUAGGAUAGCCAAUCUUUUUGUUGCUGCUAGCAGCUGAUGAUAUGGUGGCUGUAGUCCAGAUGUUAGCCAGUGUGGUGGGGCAUUUGUGUCAAUAAAACAAGCAGUUUUACUUAUUUCAGGGAGUUACCUGUUACUGAAAAUUUGCAGUUGUCAUUUCCUGUCUGCAAAAGUCACUAGUGAUGAGAAGACUAUGGAACAAAAUCCCAAUUCUGGAAAAGUAAGAAUGGUUGUACUGAGAUGAAUUAAGACUGGGCAAAUUUGGGGGGUUUACCCACUAAUUCAAGGACUUGAGUUAACAGGCAGUGAGGAAAGCAAUGAAUGCUGCUGUGACACUGUUCCUUUUUAUAUGAAUACACUUUUGUGAAGCUAAUACACUGUAUUUAAUUCCAGAUAUUCCGUUUCAACUUGAUAUUUAAUAAACUUUGUA
Molecule: messenger RNA, 9147 nt
Organism: Gymnogyps californianus (California condor)
Lineage: Eukaryota; Metazoa; Chordata; Aves; Accipitriformes; Cathartidae
Product: repetitive organellar protein-like
Exons: 39
Molecular function (GO): protein binding
Source: RefSeq, a predicted model, not a curated record